This is a messenger RNA of Daktulosphaira vitifoliae (grape phylloxera), 942 nucleotides long. RefSeq names its product tRNA-uridine aminocarboxypropyltransferase 2 (gene Dtwd2). The coding region runs from base 56 to 811 and encodes 251 amino acids. The record is from RefSeq and is a predicted model, not a curated record. The transcript has 4 exons. Lineage: Eukaryota; Metazoa; Arthropoda; Insecta; Hemiptera; Phylloxeridae.
UUUUAUACGUAACAUAAUAAUUUAAAAUAACAAAAUAUUGUAUUUUUUCACCAAGAUGGCAAAUAAUGAAGAAGUUGAUAAUGUUUGGGAUGACAUGGUAAAUUUACCAGCUGAUCCUCCUGAGAUGAGGCAAUUAUGUACUUUAUGCAAACGUCCAUUAAAUGUUUGUUGGUGUAAUUAUUUACCUAAAGUAAGAUUAAAACCUAAGUGUAAAAUAAUCUUAUUGCAACAUCCUGCAGAAGAAAAAAGAAGCUUAAGAACAGCCCCUAUGCUGACCUUAGGUUUGUCAGAAAACAGUUGUACUGUUUACAAGGGAAAAAAAUUUCCAACUAGAAAGCAUAUAGGUCUUUGGGAUAUACUAAAUUCUAAAAAAUCUGUUUUGCUUUAUCCUUCUUCAAAAGCAAUCAAUAUGGAAAAUUUACCAAAGGAUAUUGAAAUAAACAAUUUAGUUCUACUAGAUGGUACUUGGCCUCAAGCUAAAGCUAUUUAUAAUAAUACUCCACUACUACAAGCAAUGACACAUGUAAAAUUGCUGUAUAAAUUUGAAAGUCACUAUAUAAUCAGAACACAACCAACUGAUGGUUGUCUUUCAACACUAGAAACUGCAAUUGAAGCUUUGACCAUACUUGAAAAUGAUCAGACUUAUAAAAAUUGUCUAUUAAAACCAUUAAAUGCAUUGUGUGAUUUUCAAAUUAAGCAUGGAGCUGUUACUCAUCAGAGUAAAGAAUUUCGCAAACGUAAUAAGACAUAUCCAAAACUUAUAGGAAGACGGCUUCAACAGACCUUAGAUAUUAAAGAUGAAUGUGUUUAAUAGAUACAUCUUUAUUGUAUAUUAUGUGUGAAAAUAAUAUAAACAAGAUUUAAAAUGUACGAAUUUUAUAAAAAAAAAUAUUUCAAAUUGUUUAAAAAGUAUAAUUUAAUGUAUAUAUUUUAAUUUAUUAA